Messenger RNA from Colletotrichum lupini, 381 nucleotides. RefSeq lists its product as uncharacterized. The record is from RefSeq and is a predicted model, not a curated record. The annotation marks the transcript as partial. NCBI's taxonomy places the organism in Eukaryota, Fungi, Ascomycota, Sordariomycetes, Glomerellales, Glomerellaceae. The transcript has a single exon.
CAAAGGAAAACCCGCGGGCAGCGGACACAGCGGACGGACUCGACUCCUGGCUUACGCGCUGAGUCACCUCCGGGGCCACCUGAUAGUUCGAUAAAGAAUUUGUCCUGCGCUGCGGCGUGUGUGACUGUAAAGGUCCUGUUCUUGUCUAGACUCUACCGCAUCACAACCACGUCCGCUGUUGCAUCGCAUUCUGCGCCUCUCUCUUAUUUGCCCUUGUCCAUUGGCUUCUCUGUCCCGCUGUUUUCCAUUCGUUGCGUGUGUAUAUUUGUUGCAUUUCGACGUCAUUGUGGCGCUCUCUGCAUGGCCUCCAAAAUUUUGUUGUUCUUUUUACCGGCUUACUCCCGGUGGAUUAUUAUCAAAGCCCGAUUCCUCCCUGCUUAG